UACAUGUAAACAUAAAUUUUGCUCGACGGAACUUCAAAGGAAUACACAGGGCUCAUCAAAGAGGCAGGGUAAGACAGUUUGCAAAGAACAGUAAGAUGAGUCGGCCUGGGUCUUACAUCAGCAGGUAUCAGAACAUCAAAAUACUGUUAGAUACAUCCAAAGAAGACAAGGCGACAAGGAAUGAAGGCUACAAACAGUUGAAAGAACUGGAAGAUAGAGCCCUCGAAUAUCAGCGGGAGUCCAGGAACAUGGACAGUCUGAACGUGUCGGAGUCUUAUAUGGCCGAGGCACGUGAGAAGUUCCAGACCCUCAGUCAGCUGAUAGUCCACGGUCAUAACGUGUUCGACCACGCCCUGGACGAAUUCAAAACCCUUAUACUGCUGUACGCGGCUCAGAGCAAACGUCAUGGCGAGGUUCCCAAAAGGAAGGUCAACAAGAGAGAGGGGAUAGAAACCGUGCUGAACCGCGUAAAGGAAGACAACGAUACGACCGCCCGCAGGUAUAGAUACGCGGAGAGCGACUACAAAGACUUAUUAAUCAUCGAGAAGAAAUGGCUUAAAGAAGUAAAGAAAGACCCACAGGCCAAAGAAAUGGACCUUAUGGAUCCUAGAGAUGCCACGAUGGACGAUAAACGCUACAAACAUUUGAAGAACUUCAUACAAGAGGAAGUGAAAGAGAAUCCAGAAAACGCUAAUUCUCAGAAGGAACUGGAUGAUCUUCUGCUGGCGGAGAGGAAAUAUUUCACCCUUCAUCCAAAUGAGGAAAAGGAAUAUGUUGAAAGUCCAGAAAUUGUUCGUAAACCAUCCAAAGAAAAGAAAAAGAAAGGAGAAACGACUCAUCCUCCUCACAGAGGAAAAAUUCAUAGGUCAAUCUCUCAGGCCAGUCUGACCAGUGAAGAUAGCGAAGAUGGUGGCUCGAAACCAGACGAGAAGAAAAUGGCCGUGUCCUUGGAAAGACUGAAAGAAAUGGAGCAGCGAGAACAGCUUCAUCUGGCAAAAAUCGAGGAACUCACAACGAGAUUAAGUAGUUUUGCCAGUAAACAGCUUCUAGAAGGUAAUCCCAACAUAGCGGACUUAAGCGAUGCCAACAGACCGACAAAACUCAGUGAAAAAUUUAAUAAUGUUUACGAUAAUGAAUGGUCAGAUGCUUUUGAAGAGUUGCAAGAAAGUGGCAAAAGUGACGAGGAGAUCAUUAAACUCUUAAUGGAAAUAAUCAUCCACGCUGAUAAAUUCACCAGGGAUGUCAAAGAACAGCAACUGGAACGUUUGAUGGAUAGUAUGCGAUUCUGCAUGGUUCACGUCCAAUGGACCAUCAAAGAUGAGGAUGUUCGAGUUGAUGACAAAUCCAGGUCUACAAAACACGAUCCAAAGUGUUUUGCUUCCAUAAUUAAGCAUGCAAAGGAGUUCCAAAAGGCAUCAGCCAAAGCCUCAGUCCCAUCUCUAUGCGUGAUGUUCAAGGAAACAUUUAUCAGAGAAGGUCGUAAACUGGACUACCAAAAACUCGUGCAUGUCGAGCAGUACAUAGACAAGGUGGUUGAGUUAGUGUGGUUGAUGGUGGUUCAGGAUCCGCCCAUGAGCAUCUGCUGCCAGAAACAGGGGGAGCAGAUGGACAAAAAGUCCUACAAGUACUACGAAAAGAAGGGGGACCUCGUGAAUCUGACAGUCUGGCCUGCUGUCUUUCUGUAUGAUAAAGGGCCUCUUGUCAGCAAAGGGUUCAUCUGGCCUAAGUAAUCUAAGGCAAUAUACAUUGACAUUUUCAGUUUAUGUCCCAACUUAACUCUGAAUGUAGUU
Messenger RNA from Saccostrea cuccullata (small rock oyster), 1790 nucleotides. RefSeq lists its product as uncharacterized. The record is from RefSeq and is a predicted model, not a curated record. Lineage: Eukaryota; Metazoa; Mollusca; Bivalvia; Ostreida; Ostreidae. Gene Ontology annotation, cellular component: mitochondrial outer membrane. The transcript is spliced from 10 exons. The coding region runs from base 96 to 1730 and encodes 544 amino acids. Gene Ontology annotation, biological process: mitophagy by internal vacuole formation; mitochondrial protein catabolic process.